This is a messenger RNA of Biomphalaria glabrata, 2382 nucleotides long. RefSeq lists its product as uncharacterized. The transcript is spliced from 10 exons. Bases 247 to 1266 code for a protein of 339 amino acids. Lineage: Eukaryota; Metazoa; Mollusca; Gastropoda; Planorbidae. The record is from RefSeq and is a predicted model, not a curated record.
AAACUGUUAUUGAACUCAGUUGGUGCGGUCAUCUGUCUGCAUACUGUUACAUAGAAUAAAAGAUAUUUUGCAAAAAAUUAAUCAAACCAAUAGCAAAACCCGAUUUAGAUCUGAAUGUUACCUUAGUAGAAUACAUGGUAUUUAAUCAACUUUCAACACAAUCUUAAUGUACCCCACCUUCAACACAAUCUUCUGAUACGUGUUUUUAGUUUGUUUUUUUGUUUGAAACCCGGUAGUGACGUCACCAUGACCAGCUUGUACCGAAACCUAGACGUUGACCAAAUGACUCUGUCCAAAGACAGUUAUUCCGAUUUGCCAAUUUUCGAACACAUAGGGCAAAUCCGUAAGUUUCAGAAGCAGCUCCGACAGAGGAACAGCCACAGGUCUGACAGCCGCUACCCGUCCCUGGUCGUAGCGAAUAAAGGACUAGGAAAGUUCUCACUUCACGGUUCUGCAGAAAGUACUGUAAAAAUUAAAAGCAAACAGCCCCAGACCUACUUCAAGAAAAAUGACAUCAGACCAACGUUUCGACCUUUCGCGGAGGAGGUGAUUAAAUUUCGACCUUACUACUUCACCAACGAAUGGAUGGACAAGGACCUCGUGAACCACCGGAAAGAGAUCACUCACUACGUGAAUUUCAUUGCAUCUACGGGGCAUGAGACGAAUUUGGCUAAGAUCUCCUGCAUACUGGCCAUCAACGACCAGAUCUGGGAGCUGAACCGUGUCAUCAACUACUCUAACUUACCUCCCUCAACGGCCCGUGUCCAGUGGAGACAGUCGUUCAUGAGCAAGCAGCCUUGUCUAAUCUUAGUGUACAUUCUGCUGAACAGAUUUGGUAAAGUCAUUGCCUUGAUUAGAGUGGGACCUAAUAAAGCCAUUUGUGUGUUUGAGAGUCUGUCUGGAGUAGAGCGAGCCAUUAACAAUGUUGGAGACAGCCAAGGGAAGCGACUGCUGAUCAUCACUUGGUGGUAUCCGUAUCUACAGAAUCGCUCCGAACGUCUCAAAAUCCAAGAAGAUAAAAAUCUGGCUACCAAUUGGCUCAUACAACAGCAGCGUGGCGCUGCCAGGUUGGACCCGUUGGACAUCAGUUCAACUAACGCUGCCUUGAAGAUGAGCCCGUCUACUGGUUACUUGAACAGACGUGACAGAAAGGGUACGGGCUUAUCUCUACACUUGGGUCAGGAUCGUAAGCCUUGGUUGCGCAAAAAGUCCUUAAGCUCUACAGUGCUAUCAACUGGGCAUCAUUUAGCUACAGACUACAUAUAGACAGCCCAAAUACUCAAUGAAAACGACUAAUGUUUGGUAUAUUGAUGACCCACUGCUACUUCGACAGAGAGAAAGGCCAGACUGAAAAAGACUACCAGAAUAUGUUCUCAAACAUCUUGAAUGCCAUUCUAUAUAUGAUCAUGUUUCUGGGGCUCCGUCCUAGUACCACGUUCGUUCUGACUAUCAUUCAUCAUUAAUAUUAGUUUUUAAACUAUUUCAUAUCGAGUUUCUAGAGUUAUGCAUGUUUUCCUUUGUAUGUCAUGGAACCAAAGUCUAGGGAUUUGUCCCGCUACAAUGACAACAUUGUCAUAAACGUUGCCGGUGUAUCCAUGUGGAUUGUGAGAGUGGAUGUUGGAUAUCGGAACGAAUGCUAAGUUGUUGUUUUUUUUCCGUUUGUUAUAUCCACGCUCAUUAAUCGCUGGGUCUUUUUGUUUAGUUUUGACUUUACUAUGACACGUUUGAGUGAGUACGUUGAAUGAUGAGACAUGACAAUGUUGACACGUAGAGACCGAACAUAACAGUCAGUGUAUGACCGGAAGUGAAUUGGUUAUCGUGCUCAUUCACUGCGAUGAAGAAUAUGCUAUAAUUUCAUCCAAGCAAUACGCUAAUUGAGAUGUGUAAUGAGCGGCUCAGAACGACAUAUCUCUCAGCCUGUUAUGAUUAUUAAUUAAUGUUUGUAAAGGUUUAUAUCAUGAACAUAAAUCUCAUAAGAAGUGAAUGUUGUGGUUAUAGAUAGAACUGUUUAAGAGUAUGUAAAAGCUAAAGUCACCAAAAACAACACAUUAAUCCCCUAUUAUAUUGAUUCCUUGUGUGAUAUAUAAUAGAUAUUCAGUUUAUCUUAUACAUUGAAUAACUCUACGUUUCCUAACAGUAGUUUAAGUUUAUAAGGUUAUUAAAAUGCUCUGCUCAAAACUUUAGUCAGUAUGUCAUUCAACUCUUUGCUUUACUUGACGUAAUGUCAUUUAUAAUACAAGACUCUACUAUUAUAAUUGUGUUUUUUUAUGAACUUAUCUUUUUGUUCUCAUGUACAAAUGAAUGUUAUACUUAGAAGAUGUAUAAUAAACUAUAUAAAAAAAACAACUUUCAGUUUAGAUAAUUAAAUGAAUUUUAAACUUU